ACACCAGCUCGACUGAUAAUCGAUGGUAUCGACUAUUGAACGUUUUCCGCCUCGACGCCACAACAGUAGUCCUUGAGCGUGUGCGUUUAUUGCGUUGGCUCCGUUUUGUUUGCGCGUAGUCCAGUGUCCUGCCGUCCCGAGUCCGCUGGCCGUGUCUCUCGUACCGCAGCACGCGUCCUGUUACCCGCUGUUGGUCGCCUGAUGCAUUUUCCCGCGGGCCUGUCGACGCGACCGUGGCGAUGCUGUGCCCGUGACGGACGUGCCGGAUCCGAACAAUCGGAGGCGCCCGCAGUGGAUCGGUCAAUUCGCCUCUGUUAAAUGACCACCGAGUUUACAUAAACUAUGCCAUUACCAAAGCGUGUCGUAGAACCCGUGCAUGUAGCACGUAACACAGUCUCACAAGCAGGGAGUUAUGGCGCUACAAAUUCAAUACCUAAUGAGUUAGAAGCUGUUACAAAUGGCACUCUUGCUAAUACAGUACGUCAGUUAUCAAGCUUAUCUAAACAAGCUGAAGAUAUGUUUGGUGAGCUUAUACGUGAAGCUCAUUCACUUACAGUACGAGUUAAUUCAUUACAAAUUAGGUUAGAUAGAUUAUCUGUCAACACUAAACAAUUAGAUAGUACUGGCGAAGAAGUAUCCUUGCAAGACAUUCAUAUGCGAAAGGCUUUUAAGAGUGCUAUUGUUUUCGAUCAGCAAGUUUUAUCAAGAGACACAAUGCCUGCACCAAUGCUUGAAAUGUAUUCACAAUGUGAUAAACCACCUCCUCUUUAUAAGCUUAAUCCUUACAGGGAGGAUGGUAAAGAUGGUAUGAAGUUCUACACUGACCCAGAUUACUUUUUCAAUUUAUGGAGAUUAGAAAUGUUAAAAGAUACAGAAAAAAUGAUGCAUGAUCGUGGAAAAAAACCUCACAGACCCAAAACUGAAGGUAGUGGUGGCCGACAUAAAAAAAGAGUCAGACAACCAUACAGUACAAGAGAAAGACAAAGACAACUGGCAACUCAACAUGGAGAAUAUAUUAUGCCUCAAGAUAAUUCCCAUUAUAGGGCCCCUCAUCAGCCGUAUGAAUACAUGGAAGAAAGCACAAUGAUGUUAGGAUUAUCAAUGAAUGAUCAACAUCGACCAUCAAGACCCAAUAGCAUCGAGUUACGUAGAUCUUAUGGUCCAGAGCAACUUCAUAAUCACACUGGAAAUAACAUGGUAGAUGGACAUAUCUACAGUCCUCCCCCUAUGAAUAUUAUUGAUAGCAAUAACUAUGCUGCACCACUUAGUAGUAAUAUGAUGUAUGAUGAAUCAAAUGUAUACAAUCAUCAAACACAACAAAACAAUUACCAAUACACAGGAAGUAUGGGCGAAGUAAUAAGUCCAUUGGGUACACCUAGUCGAGGAGGUAGAAUUAGACCAUCUCAACCACCUCCUGCUCCACCAAGCAAUAAUAAUUCAAAUAACAGUACCCCUACUGUUUCAUCGGCCAGCACUCCAACUCGUGGUCGCAGUUUGAGUUCCAAUCGUGAAACAUUGCCUCCUCCGCCACCUCCUCCAAUUGAGAACAAUUUACCUUUUACAGAACCUUUACCACCACCUCCCCCACCUGUAUCUAUUAGCCCUCCUUUGCCAUCAGCAAACAUUCCACCUCCUCCACCAUUACCACCAAUGCCUGAUCCACCAGCAACAUUAGCUAAUGGAGAUAUAAAAUCACCUCCAAAACAAAAAUCUCCUCCUAAUCACAUAAUUCAAUCCAAACCACUAGUACUCCCUGCUGAAUGUAACAAUGUUAGACAGCUUAAUGGUGUUAUUAAUGAUUUAAAAACAACUGUUACCAAUAUCAGUAGCGGCACUGUGAGUGCAUUAAGAAAAACACCUGGGCCAGGUCAUGUCACUCAUUAUGAUCCACGUAGCGAUUUACUUAAAGCAAUUAGAGAUGGUGUUGAAUUGAGAAAAGUAGAAAAAAUUAAACAAAAAGAAGGAGAACGUAGUAAUGCAUUGCAUGAUGUUGCUUCAAUAUUGGCCCGUCGUGUAGCUGUUGAAAUUUCUGAUUCAGAUUCAGCAUCAGGUAGUGAAUAUGACAGUGAUGGUUGGGCUGAAGAAACUUGCGCAUAGUGAAUAAAUGAAGUAACAUAAUUUUCAUCAAACAUUCCUUGUCAUUCUAUUAUUAUAUUAUCAAUACUUUAAAAGUUUCAUUAGCUAUCAUUUUUGUUUCCUGUGUGUCUAUGUGCUUGUGUUGAAAAUCCAUAUUUUUCUGUUUGAUGAUAUUUAACAAUCUGAUGCAUUAGCUAGUUUUCAUAAAAUAAUAUUACAGUCAACAAAAUCGAAUAAUUCCUAUUGAAAAAAAGCCAUUAAUUUUUUUCAAUUUUUUUUCUUUUUAUAGUUUACAAA
This is a messenger RNA of Sipha flava (yellow sugarcane aphid), 2373 nucleotides long. RefSeq names its product wiskott-Aldrich syndrome protein family member 3-like. Gene Ontology annotation, biological process: actin cytoskeleton organization; positive regulation of Arp2/3 complex-mediated actin nucleation. Bases 343 to 2097 code for a protein of 584 amino acids. NCBI's taxonomy places the organism in Eukaryota, Metazoa, Arthropoda, Insecta, Hemiptera, Aphididae. Gene Ontology annotation, molecular function: protein kinase A regulatory subunit binding; actin binding; Arp2/3 complex binding. The transcript has 10 exons. The record is from RefSeq and is a predicted model, not a curated record. Gene Ontology annotation, cellular component: cytoskeleton.